CAGCGGGGAGGCAACACGCUGCGCCCUGCAACUCUCAGCCUCACACGCGUCGUUCACCUCCCUCCCGUUCACUCCCCUCUCACGCCUUCCGCCAUGACCGCCCUCCACGUCCCCUAAUCUCUAAAUAGACACAUAAUUCGGACUUUUUAGUACUCAAGUGAAGUGACUGAAGUGACGAAUCAGUGUCAGGGGCAUUGGGAAGAGUGCCUGGUGGUGGUGGUGGUGGUGGUGGUGGUGGUAGUGGGUGCCUGUGCCUGGCUGCCUUCCACACCUGUUGAUUGGCUGACUUGACACCCUCAGAGCCGCCCCACACCUGCAACACCUGCUCCGUGAAGUGGUCCACUUGUGUUAAGAGCAGCCCGGGGUUUUCUUCGCGGCCAGUGCCAAGAUAUUCCACGUUCCUCGCUAUGGUCGCAGACAGGGUGGGGAGGAGGAGGCAGGCGGGACCAACACCCUCGCCCCUCCUCCUCCAUCUCUACCUCUUCCUCGUCAACGUCCUUCUUCACUUCUGCUUCACCUCCGCCGCGCGCCUCGAGUCUGUGAAUCCUGAUGGAUCGUGCGCGAGUGGCUGGUUUCUGUGCACCUCCACGGGCGAUGUGUGUCUCGAGCAGCGCUUCCUCUGUGACCAAAAGGAAGACUGCCCAGAUGGUGAGGACGAGAUCGACAAUUGUGUCCCUUACGAGGCGGACAGCAACCUGACCGUCAAGAUCCUGGAGAAGGAGAUCCUGGCCCCGGACAACAUUACGCGGUGUGACCUCACUCGCGUCCCUCCAGAGUGCUACUGUCGCCUGGGAACUCACCUCGUCUGCAGGAACGCUCACCUUACGUCCAUCCCUCAAGACUUAGAUCCCAACGUCACCAGUUUGCUCUUGGGAAACAACAGUAUUGUUCUAUCGUCGGAUGACCUGCAGCGCUACCCACGCCUCAACCAAAUAUUUCUGGACCACAAUAAGAUCACUGUACUGCCAGCCGGGGUCUUCAGUGGCCUUCCUCUUCUUAAGGUGUUCCUGUCACACAACUUACUGAGCGACGACCCUCAAUCUCUACAAGGCCUCAGCUCCCUCUUCAGGCCCAGCUACCUCCACCUGUGCAACAACCUCAUCUCUGACAUCGAUCUUGUGCUUGAUCUCGUGCCCGGCCUCCUCUCCCUGUGGAUCAACUAUAGCCCAGUGACCAUGACUAACAGAACCGUGAGCCGCAACGCACAGUCACUCACGGAACUCUGGAUGGAGGGAAACAGAGUGCAGCUGACUUCUGGAGCCUUCAGAGGAUUCACAAACCUCGAGUCUUUGUACCUUCGUUAUAACGGGAUCACGGAAGUAGGGAGUGGCGCCUUUGAGGACCUGCGUAGCCUCAAAGACCUAGAACUCAACUACAAUCUGAUUCGACACCUGCAUUCAGACAGCUUCGUGGGUCUCGAAACUUUGGUCAGCCUUAAUCUGGACCACAACCCUUUGCUCACCAUCCACGCCAACGCCUUCAAGCCUCUCGAAAACCUGGCGAGCUUGUGGAUGGGCAGUGUGGAGAUGAGCACGGAACUACUAAUGAACAUCUCGACACACCUACGAGACGAGACUCAUCCUGCUAAUCUGACCCACGUGAUCUUCAAGCGGUUCAGGUACUGCGGCUACUUUCCCCACGUGCCGGACUGCUACCCCAAGGCUGACGGCGUGUCCUCGUUCCAACACCUACUCGUGCGUCUGGAGCUGCGUGUCGGUGUGUGGAUCGUGUCUCUGCUCACCCUGCUCGGCAACCUGAUGGCUGGGGGCAGGGUGUUCUCCAGGGACGAUAAUAAGAUCCUCUCUCUCUUCAUACGCAACUUAGCAGUGGCUGACCUCCUGACUGGGCUGUACCUGUUAGUCAUCGCGGUGAAGGACAGAGAGUUCCGUGCCAGGUAUAGCGACCACGCCUACUACUGGAUGACCUCUUGGCAGUGCACCAUCACGGGGGUCCUCGCCAUGACAUCCUCUGAGGUGUCCGUGCUGAUUCUGUCCUUCAUGUCCGUGGAGCGCUGGCUAUGCAUCACGUGGCCCCUUGCUGCCCCCAAGCUGUCCCUUGGCGGCGCUAAGAUGGCACUCACCUUCAUCUGGCUUAUUGGGGUCUCACUGGCACUGGCACCUGUCUUCUACUACCGGGGACAACACCAGCGGUUUUACGGGACGAACGGGCUGUGUUUUCCCCUGCACCUGGACGACCCCUGGGUUCCCGGCUGGCUCUACUCCGGACUCCUCUUCGUCGGCUUGAAUCAGCUGGGCGUCAUUCUCAUCCUGGUCUCCUACACGGGAAUGUUCUACAGCAUCAGGAGGACACGCGCCAACACACCCCUGUCACUCGGGGAUCGGGAGUUUGCUAUGCGUUUCUUCUUCAUAGUAUUCACGGACUGUCUCUGCUGGACGCCUAUCAUUGUACUCCGCAUCAUGGCCCUGGCUGAAGUGGAUCUGAGACCCGAGUUCUACGCUUACGUGGUGGUGGUGCUGCUGCCCAUCAACUCAGCACUCAACCCUUUCCUGUACACCUUCACCACCACCAAGUUCAGAUCGCAGAUACGACGCUUCCUCUCAGGCCGCGGCGUGUGUCUGUGUGUGUGGGUGCCUCGCCAGGACACAGAUUCGGAGACCACGAGGACUUCCUUCUUCAGGAGCGCCACACUCAAGCUCACCAAUGGAAAGGACCUCUUGCCAGCCAUCAACGGCACAGCGCCCAGCCACACCGUCGACGACACAACCGUGGCCGAGGUGUCGAGGUCCUCUCUGGUCAAGGACGAGGUGGUGAAGGUGGAAACGAAGCUGUGAGAUCUAGAUGAAGGUUAAGAUGCGUGAUUAAAGUAAUGGAGACGAAGGAGGUGCAGGAGGAGGAGGAGAAGGAGGAGAAGGAGGAGGAAGAGGAAGAGGAAGAGGAGGGUGUUGAUAAGUGCAAAGAAGGAGAAAAGAUGGGUGAUCAUAUUGGAGAUGUGAAAGAUUGUGAUAUUAAUGAGGAUAAUGAAGAUGAGGAGGACGAGGAAGAGGAGGUGCUGGAGGAACAGGAGGAGGAGGAGGAGGAAGAAGAGGAAGAGGAGGAGGAAGUGGAAGAGAUAGAAGAUGAACUAUAAUGAUUUAUUUCCAUAUUUCCAUUGAUCUCUAAGGCAAUGGGAGAGUUAAGUAGUCUCUCUCUUUAUCUCUCUCUCUCUCUCUCUCUCGUACCCUGGCGUUAAUGAGACAGUGUAAUGACAAAUGACGCUUCGAAGCCAAUUGUGUUUAUGCUUCAUGAAACACAGACUGAUGCUUCGAAGUUCAGUGUUCAGUAAUUGUUUCGGUGCUUCACUCUCUCGAUUCGUGAUUCGCUCAUUAGUGGAAGUGGUGAACCUCAUAUUGGUGUACAUAUAUAGUGGAGUGAAUGAACGAUUGAUGAAAGAAGGAAGGAAAUAAUAGAUAGAAAGUAACGCCAAUAUAUUAAUUCAAACGGGUAAUGAAAAAAAAUAGAGAGAAAAAGAAAGAAAACCAACCUGUAUUAAUUAUGUUGUAUUAUUGUAUCUUGUUGUAUCAUACGUGUAUAUAUAUAACAAACAAUAACAGAACUCACUGUAAACUUGAUAUACGUACAUAGAGUGAUAUACGUACACAAAACAUUACAUUUGCUAUACACACAUAAACAUACGCACGUACACAUACACACGUACAUAUAGGAGACUUUAAUGUAUACUCGUGUACAUACUAAUACUCACACAUUUACGUAUACAACGGGAAGAAAAAGAGGAGAAGGCUGUCUCUUUCCUCGCCAAGGGUUCGAAUCCCACUAAGGCGAAAAAAAAAAGUAGAAGGUCGAUGUUUGUUUCCUCUUCUCGU
This is a messenger RNA of Portunus trituberculatus (swimming crab), 3821 nucleotides long. RefSeq names its product relaxin receptor 2-like. Gene Ontology annotation, molecular function: protein binding; G protein-coupled receptor activity. Gene Ontology annotation, biological process: G protein-coupled receptor signaling pathway. Gene Ontology annotation, cellular component: membrane. The record is from RefSeq and is a predicted model, not a curated record. Lineage: Eukaryota; Metazoa; Arthropoda; Malacostraca; Decapoda; Portunidae.